UGAAAUGUGUUUCGGCAUACUGAAGACAUAGCUCCCUUUGGGCAAUAACUGUCACUUCCAGUUGAGUCCAUCAGUCUUUCUGAGCCGUAUGCCAUAUUAGGAUGAAAGUCAGUUGGCUUUCCCUCCUAUAAAAAACUUGAACGCUCGUGUUUCUGCAGAUGCUUUCUUUACCUGCUGUUGCCAUCCAACAACUAACCAUGAUCUUCCAGACUGUUGUGCUCAGUGUGCUCCUCUGUUCUGUCCACACUUUCACUUCACAGACCCGCCGACUUCAGACUGAAAAGAGUGAUGAAAACUCAGGAAACACCUUUGAAGAUGAAGAACUGAGCAUCUCCGAGCUGAUAGAGAAGGCCAAUGUUAAUGUUGGAAAGAACUCUGACGACCCUCUGCUGAUGUUUGGAGACAUAGUAGUGCCAACGGGUCUACAAAACGCUGAUCCCUGCACUGGUCGGAAUCCAGGGUGCCUGUGGCGUAAAGCCAGCGAUGGAAACGUCUAUGUACCUUACCGCAUCUCCAGACAGUACUCACAAAGAGAAAAAAACCAAAUCAUCCAAGGUCUGGAUUCAUUUGCACAGUCCACCUGCAUCCGCUUCAGACGCCGGCGAAACAGAGACGUAGACUUUGUGGACAUCCGGUCUCUCUCAGGGUGCUUCUCUUUUGUGGGGCGUAUCGGUGGUGAACAGAGACUAUCACUGCAACGAGGGAGCUGCAUUUCCAGGAAGAUCAUCCAACAUGAGCUACUCCAUGCCCUGGGUUUCCACCAUGAACAAACCCGAUCUGACAGGGACCAGCAUGUUAGGAUCCAACUGGAGAAUGUCAUUGAAAGACAGGAGCAUAACUUUGACAAAGUCAAUACAAACAACCUUCGCACUCCCUAUGACUACAACUCUGUCAUGCACUACGGAAGGACUGCCUUCUCUAAAAACGGGCGGGCAACCAUUGUUCCCAUUCCGAAUGAGAAUGUAUCCAUCGGGAGAGCCACCACCAUGAGUGCAAAUGACAUUCUUCGAGUGAAUCGCCUUUAUCGCUGCAAUGUAACUGCAACCAAACCUGCAAUGAAGCCUGUGAAGAAGAACCAGGUCUUCUAGAAAUGCAAGAAACCAAGAAGACGUGAAACAGAUUGAUGCAGCUUUUUAUCUACAUGCAAAGCCAGCAAUGCAUCUUGCGUUUCCUGAAUGAGCUUUAAUCAAGUACUUAAUUCUGCUUUUAUGCUGAUCCAAAGCCAAGUGAAAUGUACUAGCAACUGAGCUGUUCAUUCUCAUCAUUCUAAAAUGAAUUGAAUAACUGCUUUGCCAGCUUCAUGAAAUACUAAAAAUAAAUAAAAUAUACAUUUAAUCUCAAA
Acanthochromis polyacanthus (spiny chromis) is the source of this 1342-nucleotide messenger RNA. Its product is annotated as low choriolytic enzyme-like. Lineage: Eukaryota; Metazoa; Chordata; Actinopteri; Pomacentridae. Gene Ontology annotation, biological process: proteolysis. Gene Ontology annotation, molecular function: zinc ion binding; metalloendopeptidase activity. The transcript has 10 exons. The coding region runs from base 159 to 1088 and encodes 309 amino acids. The record is from RefSeq and is a predicted model, not a curated record.